This is a messenger RNA of Phycomyces blakesleeanus NRRL 1555(-), 2927 nucleotides long. RefSeq lists its product as hypothetical. The transcript has 9 exons. NCBI's taxonomy places the organism in Eukaryota, Fungi, Mucoromycota, Mucoromycetes, Mucorales, Phycomycetaceae. Gene Ontology annotation, biological process: protein import into nucleus. Gene Ontology annotation, molecular function: small GTPase binding. Bases 1 to 2826 code for a protein of 941 amino acids. The record is from RefSeq and is a predicted model, not a curated record. Gene Ontology annotation, cellular component: cytoplasm; nuclear membrane.
AUGUCAGACGUAGCAGUAUCUCAAGUGUUAGAGGCACUAUCUGCUCUUUAUUCCUCCAGCAAUUCUCAAGCCAAAAAGGAAGCCAGUCGAUGGUUAGAAGAUUUUCAGAAGCAGCCAGAGGCAUGGACUGUAGCAAACUACCUCUUGACAAUGGAAAACUCCAACACAGAAACCCGUUUAUUUGCUGCUCAGACACUCAGACAAAAGAUUACAUACGAUCUGCGUGAACUCAAUCCUGAAGCUCGCCGUUCAUUGCGCGAUUCUCUUGUGCAACUCUUGUGGGUUUCGGCCACAGGCUCCAAAGCUAUAAUGGUGCAGCUCUGUUUGGCAGUAGCAGACUUGGCCAUUCAGUUUAUGGAGUGGAACACAGUUGUACAGGAUCUUAUUGCCAAGUUUGGCAAAACACCUGAAAGUGCAACUUGUCUACUGGAGUUCCUUAAGGUGCUUGCAGAGGAAAUGACGAGCAACAAGAGAAUCCCACUUUCAGAUAAAGAUGCUCAGGCAAGAAGCGCACUUCUCAUCGAGGGAAAUGUCCCAACAGUGAUGCGCUUGUUGGAAAUGUAUAUUCAAUCAACUGGUAAUCUCAAAAUCCAGGAAGAGGUAUUCCAGUGCCUUUCGAGUUGGUUGCGUACAGGAGAUGUGGAUAUAAGAUUGCUGGAGACUAGCCCUCUUUUGGCUGCCGCAUUCGAGGGACUGUCAAAUGAAGAACUGUUUGAUGUUUCUGUGGAUGUGGUGUGCGAGAUUAUUUACGAAACAAAGGACGUUACCGAGUACAGAUCUCUCAUCGAACGGAUCUACCCCUUGUUUGGUACCUUGAUUCAGCAGCUCCGAGAAGCAAAGGCAGACGAAGACUCUGACAAGGUGCGCGGCUAUUGUCGCAUGUUCGUCGAGGCUGGCGAGGCCUACGUGCUGCUGAUUGCCCAGCACCCCGAGUCGUUUGGAGUCUUGCUGCAGGGUAUUAGUGAGUGUACAGCAUACGAAGACCUCGACAUUGUGCCAAUGACAUUUAAGUUCUGGUACGAAUUAACCAACACCCUGAGCACCGAAUCCUACAAGCCUGCCAUCCCGGCCCUGGUGGGCUACUACGAUUCCCUGGUCGACAGCAUCAUCAGACACCUGCACUACUCCGACGACGUCGAGGAGAUGUCGGCCAAGGAUCGAGAUGACUUUAGAGACUUUAGACACCAGAUGGGAGAUACUCUCAAGGACUGUUGUAGAAUAAUGACCCCUCAAAAGUGCCUGUUGAAGCCGCUGACCUUGCUCACACGUUUGCUCACCCAGGCAGAAACACCACCAACCUGGCAGCAGAUCGAAGCCCCGAUCUUUUCGCUGCGUUCGAUGGGAUCUGAAGUCCCGAGUGACGAAAACGAGGUGAUGCCCCAGAUUAUGGAAUUCCUAUCCAAACUACCAGAUCAUCCCAAGAUCCGCUAUGCGGCCACCUUGGUUAUCUCCAGAUACUCUUUCUGGACCCGUCUUCAUCCAGAAUACGUAACAUACCAGCUCAACUACAUUUCUGCUGGAUUUGAAAACCAGGAAGUAGCAGCAGCUAGUGCACUUGCAUUAAAGCAUCUUUGCAAGGAUUGUAGUGAGUUGCUUAUUGACUUUGUUGGACAACUCCAUCCUUUCUACAUCAACAUCGUACGAACCUUGCCAUUCAACGACAUAAUUGAAGUGACUGAAGCCGUGUCACAUGUAAUUUCUGUCAUUCCUGCAUCAGAGAUCCUAAAUGCACUCAAGUCUUUCUGCUUGCCUAUUGCCCAAGACUUGCAUAGCAUUGUUGCCAAAAACAAGAACACCAUCACUCAAAAUGAAAUUGCAAAGGCUGGGGACUUAUUGGAACAGAUUGCCAUCUUCUUUGAGAUUAUUCGCCCAGAAGAUAUACCUGUGGGUGCACCCCAUCCUUGUGUGGCCUUCUUAAAUGAACUUUGGCCUGUAUUUGACAUGUGCCUGAGCAACUUUGGAAGCGAGCCAAUCAUUGCCGAGCCCUUGUGUAGAUGCUUUAGAAACUGUAUCCAGUCCUACAAACUUCAUUUUGCACCUCUGUUGCCUUUGCUGAUGGAAAGAUUGGUCGGUGGAUUUGACAGCAGUAGACUGGGUGUGUAUCUCUGGGUGGCCCACAAACUUGUCAGAGAAUAUGCUAUUGAGGGAACCGAAAGUGUCACCGUGUGCUUCCAGCUUCUCGAAAGUCUCAGUGCAACGGUCUUUACUACAUUGAACGAAAAGAAAUUUGAAGAAAUUCCUGAUGUCGUGGAAGAAUACUUUAGACUUACGAGUGCUUUCUUGGAUUGUGCACCAACCUUGUUUGUACAAAGCCAAUUGAUUUCGCCAGUUUUCCAAGCUGGACUUGCAGGACUGUCUUUGGAAGAAGUGAGAGCCUUGACAGCCAUUAUAUCCUUUUACCGCCACCUCUUGUCCAUCGACCUGACAACCAGCGAACUCGAAAAGCCCGACACUCCCCUGACAGCAUCUACCUUGACCUUAAACACCGAACGGAUCAUCAGUCUGUUCAGAGAGUUCGGAGGUGAUUUUGUUCGUCUCUUGUUCGAUGGAAUGAUCCAUCACUACAGCUGGGAAAUGAUUCCUGAUGUUGCGGCCACAAUGAAGUCCUUGGCACAACUGAUGCCUGUAGAGAGUGCACAGUGGAUGGUGGCUGUUGUCAAUGGGUUCCCUGAGCAGCACAUGUCUGCCUCUGAACGAACCGAAUUCUUGCAGGACUGGACAAGGCAAGUAUACAUAGCUAUCCAAGAGAAGCAGUGGGUAAAAGUUAGACGUGUCUUGUCAGACUUUGUAUCUCAGUAUAGAAGACGCAAUACAAACCGAAAGUAAAGUAAAAGAUAUAAAAAAUACAAAUACAAACAAUUACACACACAAAAAAAGGAUUCUCCAGACUGUUCAAUAUAAUAAUAAAAGCACAUGUUAAUGCUCGC